Messenger RNA from Uloborus diversus, 859 nucleotides. RefSeq lists its product as uncharacterized. Bases 97 to 621 code for a protein of 174 amino acids. Lineage: Eukaryota; Metazoa; Arthropoda; Arachnida; Araneae; Uloboridae. The record is from RefSeq and is a predicted model, not a curated record. The transcript is spliced from 6 exons.
UCAAUUGCCGUUUGGGAACACUUGCUUUUGAUCGUUGCUACUAAAACAUUCACAUCGUAUUAUUUCUUCGCAAGAUACUGAAGAUACCUCUGGAAUAUGUUUCUCAAACUAUUGGUCGUUUUUUCAAUCUGCGUUUCAUACGCAGCAGCGGGGGUCGUCAAUACUGUUGACUGUAAGGAUACGACCGCUCAUAGCAAGGAUGUGCAAAUGGAAGUUUCCGGCUGCGACACUGACGCAGAAAGAUGUCCACUACUGCAGGGACACAACCACACCGUCGUUUUCAUUUUUGAGCCCACCCGUCCGUUCUUGAAUAAGACAGACUUCCGUGUUUACGGACUGUUCCCUAAAUUCAGCGUGCCAUACAAAGGCAAGGCCGACGCCUGCGAGCCCAGUCGAGCCGUGGUGGAUGGAACAACUUGCACAGAGCUCGGAGGUUUCGUCACGGGAAAGCAGUACCGUCAUGAAUCCAUCUUUUCCGUCGCCAAAACCUACCCCAAGAUCAAGCUCUCAGUUCGCUUCACGAUGACUGACAGACGGUCCAAAGAAAUGCUGCUUUGCAAGGAAAUCCCCGUUGAAAUCAAGAGUCCCCCUAGUCCUGAAGAAAACGAGGCAACAAAAUGAGCAGGUGAAAGAUGCGAAGAUGUAUUCCGUGGAAUACAGCACAACUAGUUAGCUGAAGAAGCAGAUUUUUAGAAGCCAAGAUCAUGACACAUCUUUUCGAAAAUGUAGCAAGCAUUGUGUGCUGUAAAAAAAAAGCACAAACCUGCGAUUCAAAUUGUGUUUAGAAAUAGACUGUAAUAUAUUAUCAAAAUUGUGUAUAAAGCUCAUCUGUAAAAAAAUAAAAGAGGCUUCCAACAUU